AUGCUUGAGGAGGCGCUGCCCCUUGCGGUGGGCGUGGGGGUCGCACUGUUGCCAUGCCUGGCGUUCGGCGGCCUCUCGGCGUUCCGCGCCUUUGCCAUCUUGGGCGGUGAGGACUCGGGGUUCUUCAAGGCCCUUGAGGAGGGUAAGACUGAGGAGGAGGCCCUGGCGGCGACCCAGGGCGCCCAGCCCACCAUCCACACGCCCUACGAGCCCAUCGCGCGCGUGGCCCCGGCCGCGCAGACCCCCGUGGUGGCGCACUCCGUCGUGGAGCGCCGCGCGGCGGCGCCGUCCUACGGCUUUGCGGCGCGCUACCUGCAGUGA
This is a messenger RNA of Monoraphidium neglectum, 321 nucleotides long. RefSeq lists its product as hypothetical. Lineage: Eukaryota; Viridiplantae; Chlorophyta; Chlorophyceae; Sphaeropleales; Selenastraceae. Bases 1 to 321 code for a protein of 106 amino acids. The transcript has 2 exons. The record is from RefSeq and is a predicted model, not a curated record.